AAAAAAGGGAAUCACAGCUUUGCGUCAUUUGAACUGAAAGGUUGACGGCAGAAGACAAGACAGCAAGCAGCAGGGAGAACACAGCAACUUUCAUCACUUGGCACACCCACACUGAGCUAAUCAAGAGCCACUAAUUAACCUAACAGCACGUCUCCAAACUCUGAAAGGAAGCCAUAAGGCCAGUAGAAGAGCAACAUGAACACGGAGAGAAUGUACAAACUCCACACUGAAGGAAGCCCAAUGAUGUGAGGAAUUUUUUUGACUGUGGGCAGUCUGAGGACCCUCUGCAAAAGUCUGUGCAGCCAACAACCCAGACAUAAUCGCAACCUGCUUAAGGCUGAGAGCUUACAUGUGUAUCCAGGGGGAUGAUAACUUUUCCCUAUUUAAUGGAUGAUGGUCUGUGGACUCCUCUAACUACUGACAUCCUUCAUAUCCUCUCUGUCACCUGCUCCAGGAGUUGCCAUGAAGGAUUUCUAACCAUAGGUAAUGAAGAGGUAUAGGACCAAUCCUGGAGAUGCCGAAGAGACGAGACAUUCUUGCCAUUGUGUUAAUUGUGUUACCUUGGACUUUACUGAUCACCGUGUGGCAUCAAAGCGCCAUGGCGCCUCUGUUGGCUGUUCGAAAGGCAUGUCAGCACCUAGUAAAAGAGUUGUUUAUCAUACCAGAGAAGCUUGCAGUACGACGGCACCAUAUUGCAGAUGAUGGAAGUGAUGGCCGCCGAGAUCUGAGUCAAGGUUCUGACUCAAAGGAAUAUUGCCCCUUGGAUAGGGACAUAGUGGAAGUGGUCCGGACGGAAUAUGUUUAUACCCGUCCUCCUCCAUGGUCAGAUGUACUGCCCACCAUUCAUGUCAUCACACCCACGUACAGCCGGCCGGUGCAAAAGGCUGAACUAACAAGGCUUUCUAACACUCUACUUCAUGUGCCAAAUUUGCACUGGAUUCUGGUAGAGGACUCCCAAAGGAGAACACCUCUGGUAACUCGAUUACUCCAUGAAACUGGACUGAACUACACCCACCUGAAUGUGGAGACACCCAGGAAUUACAAGUUAAGGGGUGACAUGAGAGAUCCUAGGAUCCCGCGGGGCACCAUGCAGAGAAACUUAGCCUUGCGUUGGCUUCGAGAGACAUUCCACAUCAACCACACACAGCCAGGCAUUGUCUACUUUGCGGAUGAUGACAACACAUACAGCCUGGAACUGUUUGAGGAGAUGAGGUCAACCAGGAAAGUUUCUGUGUGGCCAGUAGCAUUUGUAGGUGGCCUCCGGUACGAGUCACCCAAAGUCAACGCAGCAGGCAAAGUAUAUGGCUGGAAGACAGUAUUUGACCCACAUCGGCCAUUUGCCAUCGACAUGGCAGGUUUCGCUGUUAACCUCCGACUAAUCCUCCUGAAACCCCAGGCCUACUUCAAGUUGCGUGGUGUUAAAGGCGGCUACCAGGAAAGCAGCUUGUUGCGGGAGCUGGUGACACUGAAUGAUCUUGAACCCAAAGCUGCCAAUUGCACUAAGAUUCUAGUCUGGCACACCAGAACGGAAAAGCCUGUCCUAGUUAAUGAGGGUAAGAAAGGAUUCACAGACCCCAACAUUGAAAUCUGAAGCUGAUAAAGAAAUAGGGACACUUUUCUAAGUGGACUGACAAGAAUUAAGUUGGAGCUGCUGUGCAGUUAUGUCGCUGAGUCAGCUGAAAAUAGCAGGCACAUCAAUGGAGAUCCCACAUCCGAAACCAUUCUAAUGAAACUCUCAACAAAAGACAAUAUACAUAAAUAAAGUUAUGUAAAAAGAAAAAAAGCACAGAAAAUAUGGGAUGGCAAUAUUUAUUAUUCCAAGUGAGAAACCAAGAUAUUGAGCAAAAGGAGAGAGAAAAAAAAAGAGGGGGACGGGACUUUUCUUUUGUUUUUUUUUUUUCUUUCUUUCUUUCUGUUUUUUUUCUUUUGCAUCUGCAUGGCCUGACACCAUAAUUAAAGUUAAAAAACAAAAAAGCAUCUCAUGAAGACAGCCACUGGGAGACUUGGACACCUGCUGAAGAACACCUCGCCACAGACAAUUGUUACUUGGCUGUUUUUACAAAGGGAUGUGGAGUUGUAAUUGCUGUUAAACAAUGGGCACACUCCCCUGAGAGAAGGAAGGAUGGGCUGCCGCCAUUGUGUGAACCCCACCCUGAAACACUGACUCGUAACCCACUGGAUGGACCUGUUCAAUGCACACUGGGAAAAAAGCAACAAACUGAACAGAGUUUUGAGCCAAAAGGACUUUGAUGUCUCUUUGCAAAUGCAUUGCAUAAGUGAAAGGAUUUUUUUUUUGUAUGUUUUUCAUUUCAUUUAAUUUUAAAUGAUUUUUUUUUUUU
Erpetoichthys calabaricus (reedfish) is the source of this 2339-nucleotide messenger RNA. RefSeq names its product beta-1,3-glucuronyltransferase 1 (glucuronosyltransferase P) b (gene b3gat1b). The record is from RefSeq and is a predicted model, not a curated record. The coding region runs from base 515 to 1591 and encodes 358 amino acids. Gene Ontology annotation, molecular function: galactosylgalactosylxylosylprotein 3-beta-glucuronosyltransferase activity. Gene Ontology annotation, cellular component: Golgi membrane. Gene Ontology annotation, biological process: chondroitin sulfate proteoglycan biosynthetic process; carbohydrate metabolic process. The transcript is spliced from 10 exons. Lineage: Eukaryota; Metazoa; Chordata; Cladistia; Polypteriformes; Polypteridae.